Nerophis lumbriciformis (worm pipefish) is the source of this 1023-nucleotide messenger RNA. The record is from RefSeq and is a predicted model, not a curated record. Lineage: Eukaryota; Metazoa; Chordata; Actinopteri; Syngnathiformes; Syngnathidae.
AUGAGUAACAUUGUGACUGAGGGACUGACAGCCGGUGUCUUGGAGGCGAUGGCGUUCCACCCGGCCUUGACCACUUUCCUUCUUUUAUUUGCCCUGGCCUCCGCGUUUUGGUACACCCGAGACUCAUUGGAGGUGGACGCCUUCCACCUCAAGCACGUGCUCAUCACGGGCUGCGAUAGUGGCUUUGGCAACCUGCUGGCCAGGCGGCUGGACGGCCGAGGUUUCCGGGUCAUCGCUGCGUGUCUCACCGAGGAGGGGUCGGCGGAACUGGCUCGCCGGGCCUCCCCCGGUUUAAAGACGCUCCUGCUGGACGUCACAGAUGGAGAGAGCAUCGCCAGGGCGCGGGAGUUUGUGAACAGAGAGGUGGGAGAGCAAGGCCUGUGGGGGUUGGUGAACAACGCGGGUCGGUCCACACCCAUAGGUCCGGCCGAGUGGAUGAGCUUGGAGGAUUUCACCAAGGUUUUGGACGUGAACCUGAUUGGCACAGUCGAUGUGACGCUGCACUUCCUGCCGCUCUUGAAGAAAGCUCGGGGACGGGUUGUCAACGUGGCCAGCAUCAUGGGCCGACUGGCGCUCAUCGGAGGGGGGUACUGUCUUUCCAAAUGGGGCGUGGAGGCCUUUUCUGACAGCCUGAGGAGGGACAUGAAGCACUUUGGUAUCAAAGUGAGCAUCAUCGAACCAGGUUUCUUCAAGACUAAUGUGACGCGGCUGGAUUUAAUCGAAGCUGACCUCAAAAGGCUCUGGACGCGCCUUCCUCAACAAGUUCGAAAAUCCUACGGAGAUUCGUACUUGAAUGACUACUUGAAGGCUCAGGCUUUCUCCAUGAACCUCCUUUGCAGUCCUCACAUCUCCACAGUGACCAACUGCAUGGAGCACGCCUUGAUCGCUCGGUACCCCCGUACGCGUUAUAGCGCGGGCUGGGACGCCAAACUGGUCUGGAUCCCGUUGUCCUACCUUCCCUCUUUUGUGUCCGAUUUAGUCAUCAGCAUUCUUCUGCCUUCACCUGAAUCCACGAGGAAGUAA